UUUUGACAGAUGACGUCUAGACAAUACGAUACGAUCGCGUCCGCAUUUUAGUUAUUUGCAAAAAUCGUAAUAAUAAUCGUUUUAAACGAUAGUGUGCUUGAUAAUUCUUCAAAAUGGUCGCUCGUGUGGCCGGUGUAUUCGAUGAGAAACUCACGGAAGCAAUCGCCAAUUCCAAAAUACUGGUUGUCGGUGCCGGCGGCAUCGGUUGUGAGAUUCUGAAGAACCUGGUGCUUACCGGCUUCCCCCAGAUUGAGAUCAUUGAUCUCGAUACUAUUGAUGUGAGCAACUUGAACCGUCAGUUCCUCUUCCACAAGGAGCACGUCGGAAAGUCCAAGGCGCAGGUGGCUAAAGACAGUGCACUCAGCUUCAACCCCAGUGUCAACAUUGUGGCACACCAUGACAGUGUUAUCAGCAAUGACUACGGAGUGAACUACUUCAAGGAGUUCAACAUAGUGAUGAAUGCGCUGGACAACCGCGUGGCGCGCAACCAUGUGAACCGCAUGUGCCUCGCCGCCAACGUGCCGCUCAUCGAGACUGGCACCGCAGGAUACUCUGGACAGGUUGAGCUGAUCAAGAAAGGACUGACUCAGUGCUACGAGUGUCAGCCCAAGGCACCGCAGAAGACAUUCCCGGGAUGCACAAUUCGUAACACACCAUCUGAACCGAUCCAUUGCAUAGUGUGGGCCAAACAUCUGUUCAACCAGCUGUUUGGUGAAGAAGAUCCUGACCAGGACGUGAGUCCGGACACCGCAGACCCUGAGGCAGCUGGAGACGCUGGCUCAUCAGCUCUCACUUCCGAAGGCACCAGUGCUGGAAACGUAGAAAGGAAGAGCACAAGAACUUGGGCAGCAGAGACAAACUAUGAUGCUGAGAAGCUGUUCACAAAGUUGUUUGGAGAUGACAUACGCUAUCUGCUGUCUAUGGAGAAUUUGUGGAAGAAGAGGAGGCCCCCGACCCCGCUGGUGUGGACCAACCUGCCCGGCAAGGACGACCCGCCCGCGCAGCACUCCGGACUGCCGGACCAACGAGUCUGGUCUGUGCAUGAGUGUGCUCAGGUGUUCUCGGACAGCUGCAAGGCGCUGCAAGCCGACCUCGCCUCGCGGCCGGCGGGGGACCACCUCGUGUGGGACAAGGACGACAAGAGCGCCAUGGACUUCGUCACGGCUUGCGCCAACAUACGCGCCCACGUGUUCAAUAUCGGAACUAAGUCGCGGUUUGAGAUCAAAUCAAUGGCGGGCAACAUAAUCCCGGCCAUAGCGACAGCGAACGCGAUCGUGGCGGGGCUGGCCGUGCUGCGCGCGCAGGCCGCUCUCCGCGAGCAGCUCGACGCCUGCACCAGCGUGUACCUGCGCGCCAAGUUGAACCAUAAGGGACAGCUGUUUGUGCCGGAGAAGACCCUCACACCGCCAAACCCGAAAUGCUACGUCUGCGCGCCGAAGCCCGAAGUAGGCCUCGCUUGCAAUCUGAAACAGCUGACCCUGAAGGAUCUGACGGUGGCCUUCAAGGACGGCCUCAACAUGCAGGCUCCAGACGCCACCGUCGAAGGUAAAGGCCUCGUCGUGCUCUCAUCGGAACCGGGAGAGACAGACCACAACAACGAGAAGACAUUGGAGGAACUGGGUCUCAACGAUGGAUGCGCUUUACUGGUGGAUGACUUCCUCCAGAACUACGAAGUUAGGGUCCGUCUCCAACAGGAGGACGAAGAGAAGUCGUGGCGUCUAGUUACUGGAGCUGAUGAAGCCAUGCCGGCUCCCAAAGAAGCUGAGAAGUCAACGAAUGGGUCUAACGGUAACGGGUCAAAUGAACCUAAGCCGGGCCCGUCCAAGCCUAAGGACGACAGUGACAGUGAUAUGGAGAUUAUUGAGGAGGACGACGGAGGAGAGCCCCCGGUGAAGCCCCCCAAGCGCAGGCGCGUGGAGACCAGCGAUGAAGUGGUAGAGCUGUGCUAAAUUGUCUCUGGUUUGUCAGAAAGGAAAAUUUACUCGUAAUUUGAUAGUUGGUAAUCACGGAUUGACCAAUCGCAAUCUCUAGAAAUUGCAGAUCCUGUUUUGAUGAUUGAUAGUAGAGAAAUAACAUAAUAAGCCCCCCCGUUUUAAUUAAAAAUACUUCUCAGUAGAAAGUUAUGUUGCAUGUAAGAACAAUUUUGAUGUUAGACUAAGAACUGUUUCAUCAGUAUAUUUUUUUUUAUAAUAUUUUCUCAGUAAUAAAGUAAUUCUAAGCCUAA
Molecule: messenger RNA, 2224 nt
Organism: Plutella xylostella (diamondback moth)
Lineage: Eukaryota; Metazoa; Arthropoda; Insecta; Lepidoptera; Plutellidae
Gene: Uba2
Product: Ubiquitin-like activating enzyme 2
Biological process (GO): protein sumoylation
Cellular component (GO): cytoplasm; SUMO activating enzyme complex
Molecular function (GO): SUMO activating enzyme activity
Source: RefSeq, a predicted model, not a curated record